Aspergillus lentulus is the source of this 1032-nucleotide messenger RNA. Lineage: Eukaryota; Fungi; Ascomycota; Eurotiomycetes; Eurotiales; Aspergillaceae. The record is from RefSeq and is a predicted model, not a curated record.
AUGGUCUCCAUCGUUGUUGGGACUCUCGGCCCAGAUUUGAUGAUUACGAUUCUACAAAACAGCCACGGGAAUGGGAACGAUCCAGAAGCCCACCUCGAUUAUGAGAACCAAGAGUGGCGCGUUGCCGCACUUAUGACAGCCGCGUACUUGGGCCGGAUUAAAGAUAUCAAGAAAAUUCUGGCGCUCGGGGGCGCGGAUCUGCACAACCUGACUGUUGCCAACGGGGAUAAUGUGGUGCAUUUUGCGGCUUUGGGCGGGCAUGCGGGGGUUGUUGUGUUGCGGGGGCGGGAUAUGCAGAUGGAUGUGGUGGAUGAGUUAUUAUCUUGUGAACGAGUGGAUGUGAAUAUUGCAGAUGGAGAUGGGGAUGUCGACCCGAUAAUACUGUUGGUUGUGGCUGCUGCGACGGGGCACGAGAAUAUCUUCAGGUCUCUACUUGCGCAUCCUAGAGUUCACAUCUGGGUGCCUACACUCUUCCGACGGGUGAUCACUGGUGGUAACGUCGAUAUCCUCAAAGCGAUGAUUGCCUUGACGAUGGGGGCGGAUCUGCAAAAGUAUCUUAUGAAUGGUAAUGCGCUCCUCCUCGCCGCCGAGCUCGGAACCGAAGAAGUCCUCCGAUACCUACUCUCCUUCGACGAAGCCAACCAGGACCCGCUGGAUGCAGGUAUUGUAGCUGCGCUGCUCGUGCACCCUGAUAUCGAUGUGAAUGCGCGAGACCUGUACCAACGGACGCCGCUUGCCUACGCUGCUGUCGCCGGCCAGACGCAGAUGGUUAACAUCCUUGUUGCGCAGCAGGGUGUAGAUGUGUCCCCCGUCGACCGUUGGGGAAUGACGCCACUGCAUUACGCCGCUGAGAAUGGACAUCUGAAUGUCGUGAGAAUGCUUUUCGAUGCCCCCGGGACUAACGUAUGGCACACGAGCAUAUACGAUAAGACCCCGCUGGCUCUUGCGGCUGGAAGAGCAUACCUUGAUAUCGUGAAGUUAUUGCUGGAUUCGAGGCAGGAGGCCCCGGGGAUGCAGCGUGGAAGGCUAUGA